Molecule: messenger RNA, 1386 nt
Organism: Saitoella complicata NRRL Y-17804
Lineage: Eukaryota; Fungi; Ascomycota; Saitoellomycetes; Saitoellales; Saitoellaceae
Product: non-specific lipid-transfer protein
Exons: 3
Coding region: 1-1386 (461 amino acids)
Molecular function (GO): acyltransferase activity, transferring groups other than amino-acyl groups
Source: RefSeq, a predicted model, not a curated record
AUGGCUCCAGAACCAGUGUAUGUCGUCGGCGUGGGCCUCACCAAGUUCCUAAAACCUCGCGGGAAGGUGGACUACACAGAACUCGGCUUCGAAGCAGGCGUAAAAGCCAUGCUCGAUGCUGGUAUCAACUAUGAUGAGGUGGAUCAAGGCGUUGCGUGUUACGUCUAUGGAGACUCUACCUCGGGACAGAGAGUCUUCUAUCAGUUUGGCAUGACCUCUAUCCCAAUCUAUAACGUCAACAACAACUGCUCAACCGGCUCAACCGGCCUCUACAUGGGCCGAAACCUCAUCGCAGGCGGCGCGGCAAACGUCGUCCUCGUCAUCGGCUUCGAGAAGAUGUUCCCAGGCUCCCUCCCCGCCAGCGCCUACCCCGACCGGUCCAACCCCCUCGACCGCACGAAUGCGAUGAUGGCCGCGGCACAGGGGGUGGUGGAAGGUGCACCCAAUGCGGCACAAUUGUUCGGGAAUGCGGGAAGGGAGUAUAUGGACAAGUUUGGAGCAACUGCGGAGGAUUUCGUGGAGAUUGCCAGGGUUAGUCAUCUGCAUUCGAGGAAUAAUCCGUAUAGUCAGUUUCGCAACGUGUAUACUAAAGAGCAGAUCCUGGCUGCGCCGGUGAUUCAUGCGCCGUUGACAAAGUUGCAGUGUUCGCCGACAAGUGAUGGGGCUGCGGCGGCUGUAUUGGUUUCUCACAGUUGGCUGGAGAAGCAUCCGGAGAUGAAGGGGAAAGCGGUGUUGAUUGCAGGACAGGCCAUGGCGACUGAUGCGCCGUCGAUGUUUUCGAGGUCGGCGAUGGAUUUGGUGGGGUAUGAGAUGACGAAGAUCGCGGCUCAACGGGCGAUGGGGGAGGCGGAGAUUAAGCCCGAGCAGGUCAAGGUCGUUGAGCUUCACGAUUGUUUCAGUACAAAUGAGAUGGUUACCAUCGAUGCUCUGGGGCUUUGCGAGCAUGGAAAGGCGCAUGAGGUGGUGCGGAAGGGUGAUAUCACGUAUGGUGGGAAAGUCGUGGUUAACCCUAGCGGAGGGCUUAUUAGCAAGGGCCACCCGCUAGGUGCGACCGGACUGGCGCAGUGCUGUGAGUUGGUUUGGCAGCUGAGAGGGUGGGCGAGUAAUCGGCUUGUGCCAAACCUCGACGUUGCUUUGCAGCAUAAUCUAGGGUUGGGCGGUGCGGUUGUCGUAACGGUGUACCGCAGGUAUGACGGUAAGAAGAACCAUGUCGUUGCAGUCGAGCAAGUUGUCAAGAGCAGCGGUGUAGCCUAUAACCCUGCAAUCGAAGCCCAUGGAAUUGUAGAGCAAGACGCGAACAAGGUCCUCAGCAAGACAAAGAUCUCAGAGUGGAUGCGAGCAACGGUGAAGGAGAAACAAGCUGUCUUAGCUAGUUCGCGAAUCUGA